AUGUCUCAUUCGAAAGAAUCACAUUUCACUAAGAAUAGAACCUGUACACUUCUUCAUGAUUCCAGUAUUAUUGGUGAUCUUGACAUAGCAUCUGCUGGUUUAAAAGAUGCUCGACGUCGUAUUUCAAUUAUUCCACAAGAUUAUAUUCUUUGUACUAGUAAAUUUAGAAUUAAUAUUGAUCAAUUUGGUCUUUAUUCAGAUGCCGAAAUAUCGAAUGCACUUGGCCACACCUGUCAUUAUUUUAUAAUUUUUCUGUGA
Molecule: messenger RNA, 258 nt
Organism: Rotaria sordida
Lineage: Eukaryota; Metazoa; Rotifera; Eurotatoria; Philodinida; Philodinidae
Source: the annotation of a GenBank genome assembly